Branchiostoma floridae (Florida lancelet) is the source of this 2644-nucleotide messenger RNA. Its product is annotated as neuronal acetylcholine receptor subunit beta-3-like. The transcript is spliced from 10 exons. The coding region runs from base 175 to 1992 and encodes 605 amino acids. Gene Ontology annotation, molecular function: extracellular ligand-gated monoatomic ion channel activity. The record is from RefSeq and is a predicted model, not a curated record. Gene Ontology annotation, biological process: monoatomic ion transport. NCBI's taxonomy places the organism in Eukaryota, Metazoa, Chordata, Leptocardii, Amphioxiformes, Branchiostomatidae. Gene Ontology annotation, cellular component: membrane.
GAGUAACAGAGAAGUUUCUCACAAAAUAUCAGAUGUGUCAUUUUAAGCUGAAAAUGGCUACAAGCAAUAGUCCAAAGCUCUGCUCAGUCCAAUAACAAUCUGCUCGCUGUUACUAUAUUUUGUAGGGGCACACAACUGCUAGCGUGCCGUUCGUGGUGUGAGGAGGUCCUCAAAAUGGCCGAUGACCGGAUGAAGGACCAGCUCCCUACCUGUGACUUGUUUCCGUCACCACAACACGGUUGUUGGAACCUUAAACCAGAAUGGAAGAACAACGAAUUUUGCUAUCAUGGCAACGGCAUGAACUACCGUGGUAGAUCGAGUAAAACUAUAUCCGGGGCAGAAUGUUUGGAGUGGUCCGAUGCGCAGGCUGGUUUCUACACGACAAAGUACCCCUGGGCUAACUUGGUGAACAACUACUGCCGCAACCCUACCGGUCACGAGCGGCCAUUUUGUCUUGUGAAAGAUGGCAGACAAGAAGACUGUGACCUUAUUCCAUGCAAUGAAAACGGUUGCUGGGACAUGGGUCCUCCAACCAACGGCAUCAGAGUCCCUGCCAAGAGGUUCUACAACGUGGGAGAAAGGGUAACUUACACCUGCAACGAAGGGUACAACCUUGAUUUUAGGCAUACCAGCAGGGUGACAUGCUUCGAAGAUGGCACCUGGCAAUAUGACAAACCCAGCUGUUCUGUGGACAUCAGCGGUAAACUGGAAGAGGACUUACUCAAUGGGUACAGUGAAAGCCAGCCACCUGAUACUGAGAGGGGGGGUCACACUAUUAUCGUCUUCAAUGGAACUGUGGAAGAGGUCAUCGACCUGGACGAAAAGAAAGAGCGUCUGGUUGCCUCUCUAGUCAUCGACUUCACAUGGCGGGACAGCAGACUGGAGUGGAAGCCAAAGUACUUCGGAAAUAUUGAAACCCUCAGCGUCGUGGGCAGCAGCAUCUGGACCCCUACUUUUACACUGAAGAGGACUGCUGAUCCUUUGUACCGAGGCCUGCCAGAUGACGUACCUGUCUUGAUCAGCUCCAAUGGUACAGUUAGAUGGAGGGUAGAGACCCUGACCAGCACCAUCUGUAUUACACAUCCGUUUUUCUUCCCUGCUGACACCAUGGAAUGCCACAUCUGUUUCUCUGUUCUCCCAGCAAUUGAUCAAACCGUCGGAUGCGGUGGGAGCAGUUCCUGCGACGUCUGGUCUCCCCCACAACAGGAGGGCGAAUGGAACCGGAAGGACAAGAUCUUCGCUAAAGGCAACAAGGAGGCGUGCUUCGCUGUUCAUCUGGAGAGGAUCCCGCUGUUCCACAUCGCCACUACUAUCGGGCCCUGCGCCAUCCUGGUGGUGCUGAUGACCAUCACCUUCAUCAUGCCCAUAGACAAGGGAGACCGGAUCUCCUUCGGAGUGACCAUCCUGCUAUCUAUGGUCGUGUCUCUCGUGUUUGUCACUGAGGUACUUCCUGUCAAGGGAGACCUGCCUUUUUUGGCUACUCUGAUUGUCGUGUGCUUGGGGCUUAUGGGACUUUUCCUGUUCUUCACCAUCUACAUCAUCACCAUUCACGGCAAGAAGGGGAGACUGUCUCCAAUGGCGAAGGCUUUCUUUCUCCACUACAUGGCAAAGUUCCUGCUGCUCGGAGACCUCACAGAGAAGGAGGCUGCGAGCGAAGAUGGAGAGGCCGGCCUGGCCAUCAGGACGCUGGCCUAUCGUGAGCGGACCGACCGCGACGUCCCUGUUGAUGGCAUGGCUGAGGUCGACGGGAAAAGCCAGCCUGCUCUUUCCGAGACAAUCCGGCAUCUGUCCGGACCGCUCACACGCAUGGAGACCGCCAUGUCUUCUGGCUUCAGGGACCUGAUCCGCAUCAUUGAGGAGCAGGCAAUUAACGACGAACAGGAGAGUUCCGACUACACCCUGUUGGCCAGGGUCCUGGACAGGCUAUGCCUUGUUCUGUACGUCAUCAGCAUUGCCGUGGCCGUGCCUAUGACCAUGCAUCUGGGCACGUAAAAAUAGCGUUCAAACUUAAGGGCUCUGUGGAUACGCCUGAGUACAGCCACUGCCUAACUGUAUUAUGAUUAUAGAAAAAAAACAAAACAUGUUUUUGCUGACCAGUGUUUUUUUUUUUUAAUUUCUUCUUCCUCUUCUGUCAGGAACCAAUCAUAGCUUAGAACCGUUGUGAACCAAUUAGAGCUCAGAUCUGCAUCAGCAUUUUUUACUUGCACACAAUAUUAUAAAGCGAGCCUAAUGGUAUUGUACAAUAAUUUUACUGACCUGGUCCAAAAUCAAGUAGAUGUAGAGUGGCUCUUUUGUUACUCGCACACAAUGCUAUAGGCCCUGGGCGAGCCUAAUUGCACAGUAUACUAUGCGAGUAGUUUGCAAAAAGCUACUUAUACAGGGGAAACAUUCUGUAUUUUCGCAAAAAAGGUUGUCUUUAUUACUAGCUGUUAUUCUUUUACUUCAGCUUUGAAUGAUCCAUAUGUAUGGCCAGAGCUGCCGAACAUUUACAAAGGGUUAGUCCUUUAAGAACCAAUACAGGUAAAGUAAAAUACACAUUCGAUUGAAGUCUUUAAAAUAAGCAAUAAUGUGAAAGCGUGUAAACCUAUGGAGCGUAUAAUACAGACCAGAUGUUGUAUCAUUCUCCUACGCAGAGACAUCCAAC